Molecule: messenger RNA, 1704 nt
Organism: Paracoccidioides brasiliensis Pb18
Exons: 5
Coding region: 1-1704 (567 amino acids)
Biological process (GO): secondary metabolic process
Molecular function (GO): CoA-ligase activity
Source: RefSeq, a predicted model, not a curated record
AUGCCGCAGAAGAUCUACUAUCACGACGGGCCGGACAAGUUUGUCGACGUGCCCAAAUACGACCUUCUCACCUUUCUAUUUGAAUCCGAACAUGGCCUAGCAGUAGACGAGACCGCCCUUCAUUUGGCCGCAGACAAUCCCUCCCAGGUACUCACCAAGAAAGAUCUCCGCGAUCUCACGGAGCGCGUUGCCUAUGGCCUACGCACCAACUAUGGCAUCGGUGCAAACGGACCCAACACGGAUGUAGUAACCGUCGUUAGCUAUGGACAUCCUUUUGUACCCGCUGCCUUCUACGGUACCAUUGCUGCUGGUGGAGUAUACUCUGCAGCCAGCCCGUCCUCGACAGUUGCAGACCUAGCUCGACAGGUUACUGUUGGCAAUAGCCGUUUGAUAAUCUGCGGGAAAGAGAUGAAGGAGGUCGCCUCUCAGGCAGCCAAACAGUGCAACCUACCACUCGACCGAGUUCUGGUGUUGGAAUCGGAUCCUGCUUUUAAGUUCUGCUCUCUUGAGGGCAAUGUUAAUGUGAUUUCCGAAGGGAAAUUGACAUGGCAGCGAAUCACAGAUCCGGCGGCGUUGACAAAGAGUCUCAUCGUGAUUCUGUGGUCGUCUGGGACAACUGGGCUUCCCAAAGGCGUCAUGAUUUCUCACGAGAACUUGGUUGCCGAGGCCUACAUACCGAGCCUCUCAGGGCGUAAAUGGGCAGCGAAAGAGAUUGAAGCGGGCAGAGAACUUCCUGGUAUCCGCACAUUAGCUCACUUGCCCAUCAGUCACAUCGCAGGUUUGUUCGGCUAUCUAGUCGGUCCUCUUUACGCCGGCGGUCUCGUGAUUUGGAUGGGUAAAUACGAGUGGAAGAAGUUGCUGGCUCUCGCCAAACUAUAUGAAAUCACAACCUUUUACACCGUCCCUUCUAUUUUCCUACGCAUCUCGAAAUCUCCUGAUGUCACGGACCAAUUUAAGCACAUCACCAACGCUGUAACUGGAGCGGCGCCCAUGGAUGCAGAGCUGCAGGUUGCUGCAAGUAAAAAGGUGGGAGAUGGCAGCAAGACCUUAAUUGGCCAGACGUGGGGGUUGAGUGAAACGACCGGUUCAAUUACAAUGAUGCCGAAAGGGGUGUAUGACGACACUGGCUGUGUUGGAUAUAUUCUACCAAAUGUUGAGCUGCGGAUGGUCGAUGAUGACUUCAACGACGUCGAGACGGGACAACCAGGCGAGCUCUUGGUUCGCGCCCCGAUGGUGACACAGGGUUAUUACAACAACCCUCAAGCAACGAAAGACGCUUUCCAUGACGGCUGGUUUUGCACUGGUGACAUUGGCGUCGUAAGAAAUGGGAAAUUCUACGUCGUGGACAGGAAGAAGGAACUCCUAAAAUACAAAGGCCUGCAGGUCGCUCCGGCCGAAAUCGAGGGCCUCCUGGAUACCCACCCGGAGAUCAAGGAGGCCGCCGUCUGCGGCAUCCCCAGUCCGGACGACCCGGGUUCGGACAUUCCGCGUGCAUACAUCGUCGCUGACCCGACCCGAAUCAGUGAGCAGGAGGUUAAGCAGUUCGUCAAGGAUCGACUGGCGCCGUACAAGCAGUUGCGCGGGGGUGUGGUGUUUGUGGAUGAGCUACCCAAAAAUGCCGUUGGUAAGCUGUUGCGAAGGGAGUUGAAAGAGCGGGCGAAGCAGGAAUUGGGAUUGAAUACAAAUGGGGGUGCGAAGCUGUGA